Messenger RNA from Eurytemora carolleeae, 6127 nucleotides. RefSeq names its product laminin subunit beta-1 (gene LanB1). Gene Ontology annotation, cellular component: laminin trimer. The transcript is spliced from 34 exons. Lineage: Eukaryota; Metazoa; Arthropoda; Copepoda; Calanoida; Temoridae. Gene Ontology annotation, biological process: substrate adhesion-dependent cell spreading; cell migration; basement membrane assembly. Bases 121 to 5880 code for a protein of 1919 amino acids. The record is from RefSeq and is a predicted model, not a curated record.
UCGUUCUGAAAUUUAAGAAAAUUGUGAAAAUAGUGAGAAAAUAAAAACUAGGUUUCGAUCAUUACAGAAAAAUGUGGAAAUAGUGAAACGUAGGAAAUAAUACAGGAUCAAGUGUGAAUAAUGUGUGUGAAGUAUAUUUUAAUUACAGCCCUUUUCUCCAUACUCCUGCAAGGAUCAGCUGGUUACACUCCAGUAUCUCAGGGUUGUGAUCAACGAUCAUGCUAUCCAGCCACUGGCAAUCUUCUCAUAGGACGAGAGGAGAAGAUCUCAUCUACUGAUACCUGUGGACAGAAUGGAAAGAGCCGGUAUUGUAUAAUUUCCUCCUUGGACCCCCAUACUCUUGGUGGAGGGUACGCUGACCGCAGAGAUAAAUGUUAUUGGUGCGAUGCAUCAAACCCGGAGGAGUCUCAUGAGGUUCGAAGUAUAGUUCAUCGUUGGGAACCCCCAGAGGCCUCCUCUAGGGCGGAGCAGAAGAUGACCUGGUGGCAGGCCAGCAAUGGACAGGAGAACGUCACCUUGCAGCUCGAUCUUGAGGCAGAGUUUCACGUUACACAUAUCAUCAUAACAUUUAAAACUUUUAGGCCUGCUGCGAUGUACGUUGAAAAAUCUUUUGACUGGGGAAAAUCUUGGAAAAUUCACAGAUACUUCUCAGCCAACUGCGACAAGGACUUCCCUCAGAUACACAAAGGGGUUCCCAGACACCUUGAAGAAACAGUUUGUCAAGAGAGGUAUUCUAGAAUCAGUCCUUCUACAAAGGGAGAGGUUAUUUAUCGUGUUCUACCUCCAAGUAUAAACAUUCACUCUCCUGGUUUCAAUCCUUACAGUAAGGAGGUUCAAGAUCUUCUCAAGACAACAAACCUGAGAGUAACAUUUACCAGACUUCAUAAACUUGGAGACGAGAGCUUGGAUAUGAAUCCCGUAGAUAUCAAAGAAAAGUACUACUACUCAAUAUACGACAUGAUAGUGCGAGGUUCAUGUUCUUGCUACGGACACGCUGACAGAUGUUUACCGGAGAAACCCGAACAUCAGGAUAUACCAGGGAUGGUUCACGGUACUUGCGAGUGUUCACAUUUCACCAAAGGAAACAAUUGUGAACUUUGUAUGGACUUUUACCAUGAUAUGCCUUGGAGGCCUGCUACAGGUCGACAAAAAAACGCAUGUAAGAGAUGCAACUGCAACGAGCAUUCAGAUAAAUGUCACUUUGAUGAAGCAGUUUGGGAGGCUACAGGGUUGACAAGUGGUGGAGUGUGCGAGGAAUGUCAACAUAAUACUGAAGGAAGACAGUGUGAGAGUUGUAUUAGUGGAUUCUAUCAGAAUCCUGAAGUACCUCUAUCAGAUCCGUAUGUUUGCCUUGAAUGUGAUUGUGAACCUGAAGGAACUGUAGAUGGAGGUAUAUGUGAUGGUAGGACGGACCCUGUCGAAGGAACUGUAGCAGGUCAAUGCCAUUGUAAAACUUACGCUGGCGGUCCAAGAUGUGACAGUUGUUUAAACGGAUAUUGGAACUUUACAAGUGAGAAUCCUGAUGCAUGUCAGGAAUGUACCUGUAACACUCUCGGAACCGUCAGUCUCGAUGGAUGUCACCAAGAAACAGGAGAAUGCAAGUGUAAGAGGAAUGUGAUUGGUCGGGACUGUGAUCAGUGCCGUCCAGAGCACUUUGGCCUUUCUAACGAUAUCAAUGGAUGUAAACCAUGUGAUUGUGAUGUUGGAGGAUCCUUUGAUAAUAAUUGCGACGUGAUGACCGGCCAAUGUGCAUGCAGACCUAACAUAAAGGGACGAAGAUGCGACAGAGUCGAAGAUUUCUACUAUACUGGUCCUCUAGAUUAUCUUCUUUUCGAGGGUGAACUUGCACAUGGUUCAGAUUCUCCAACAAAAAUUACAAGAAAGAAACCUUCAGAAAUAGAAGGAGAAACAACCUGGACUGGUUUGGGAUACAUGUUGGUUUUCGAAGGAUCGACACUUACAUUUGAUGUACCUGAAAUUCACAGAACAAUAAACUAUAAUCCUGUGAUCCGGUAUGCUCACCUCCCGACCCAUCCUGACACUUGGGAAUCCGUUAAUGUUGAGUUGGUGAGGAUAGACGGUCCUGCUGACCCAUCUGGCGACUGUUCCCAGGCUGAGAACGGUCCUAUACCCGUGAGUUUGCCCAAGGGUAAUAUCAGUCAGGAGUUACCAUCUCCUUUCUGUCUGGAAAGCGGUCAACGGUAUCAAAUUAAGAUGACUUUUAGUCAAUAUGAUCCAGCACAGCCUUCUCAAGCAAACAUCUAUAUAGAUUCGAUUGCUUUACUUCCUGAGAUCGAUGAUAUCCCAUUCCUUAAUCCAUCAUGGGAAGAUCCUGUCCUAAAGCGGGAGAAAAUAUGUAAAAGCAGAGAAAUGAAAAGAAUGGAGCUACAGGAUAGGUUGGACGGGUCUGGAAAUGAACUUGAUCCGAUGGAAGAUGCAACAAUGUUAAUUAAUGAGGCUGGACUUAUCACGAACGAAGACUGCAACAUUGAUCCUGAAUCAAUAGACCGGAUGUCGAUAGGAUGGAGUCCAGGACCAGAUCGUGCUGCAGAAAUGAGAGAAGUCUUCGACAGAUUAAAUUGUAGAGAAAGGUUCUUAAAUGCAAAACCAUCCAGACUUGAACCGAUGCCUAAAGACUGCGAAGAAAUACUUUAUUCGAUCUCUUUUUUUGCAUUCGAAGGUGCAUUCUCCCGUCCGUGCGAGUGCAGUGGGACUGGAUCUCUAAGUAAAAGAUGUGACACCUACUAUGGUGGAUGUGAGUGUAAGACUCAAGUUGUUGGACAGCGGUGUGAAUCCUGUGCUCCAGGUUCCUAUGGAUUCAGCAGUAAGGGUUGUCAACGAUGUGAAUGUCAUUACCAGGGAUCACAGGACGAAUUUUGUAACCAGGAAACAGGACAGUGUAACUGUAGAAACAACGCUUAUGGAAGACAGUGUGAUAGAUGCAAAACGGGAUUCUGGAAUUUUCCUAAUUGCCAACAAUGUCAGUGUAACGGGCAUGCCUUUGCAUGUGAUCCCUUUACUGGAGAAUGCAAUGACUGUAAAGAUUAUACAACUGGCAGUUUUUGUGAGAGAUGUAAGAUUGGAUAUUUUGGAGAUCCAGUAUUGGGAGAAGACCAGGUUCCUUGUCGUGCCUGUCCUUGUCCUGAUGUAAAGACAUCAGAGCACUCCUACGCUGAAAGCUGUUACCUGGAGAAGAGUACCGGCCAACCUAUCUGCGACUGUAACCCCGGCUACGGAGGUGAACGCUGUGACAUCUGUUCUGAUAAUUUCUUCGGGAAUCCUGAAAUUCCAGGAGGCGAGUGUAGGAGCUGUGACUGUUCUGGAAACUGGCAGGAAUCUCAGCCAGGAAACUGUGAUCCACAUUCUGGAGAAUGUAAAAAGUGCCUUUAUUUUACAGAGGGAUUUAACUGCGAGAAAUGUAUGCCAGGAUAUUUUGGUGAUGCAGUACAGGGUAUGUGUAACUUAUGUACCUGUGAUAUGCUUGGUACAGAUCCAGACAGGUUUGACUGUGAUCGAAUAACUGGAGAAUGUCAUUGUCUUCCAAACGUGGAAGGAGAGAAUUGUGAUUCCUGUAUUGAGAACCAUUGGAGAAUAGCAUCUGGAGAAGGUUGUGAAGCCUGUGAUUGUGAUCCUGUUGGUUCUGUUGGCCCAUCCUGUGAUUCUUAUGUUGGACAAUGUGAUUGCAGGCCCGGGUUCGGAGGGCGGAAAUGUGAUCAAUGUGAAGAAAACUUUUGGGGAAAUCCUAAGAUUGAAUGCAUUCCUUGUAAUUGUAAUACUCUGGGAGUAGACCCUGAUAGAACACAAUGUGACCACAGUACAGGAGAAUGUUUUUGUCUAGAAGGUAUUUCCGGGAAGAACUGUGACAUGUGCGCACGUGGAUACAUGCAAUAUAACCCACUAUCUCAGGAUCAUCCAGUGAUGACUCGAAACAUUCCAUCCGGGUCUUUGCCAGAUUGUCAGAAGUGUGGUGAAUGCUUUGACAACUGGGAUCGUAUUCUAACAGGAUUAAAAGACAAAACAGAGAUGAAGGUUAUGGAAGCUGAGCAGGUUAAGGUUACUGGAGCAGCUGGUGCCUACACACGUUCCUUUGAAAGCAUGGAAUCCAGUAUUGAAGAUGUUAAAAAGAUCAUAGCAAGUGCUUCAAUAUCUGUUGAGGAACUUGCAGAGUAUCAAAGAAACAUUGGAGAAAUCACAAACAGCCUUAAAGGGACUACGUCUCGUAUGACUAAUCUUGACAACAGUCUGUCCGAUACAAAACAGUCCAUCCUACAGGGGCAGUACAAUUUGACAACAUUACGACAGGAAGCGGAUAGAUUGCAACAAUCUGCAGCAGAUGUACGAGUACAAGCAACAAAACUACAAGAAGCAAAUGUUCGUGGAGCUUUAGUGCUAACCCAACAGGCUAAAAUGAGAUCAGAUCAAGCAGUUGAGAAGGUUAAUAGAAUUGCAAGGGAGGUUCAGAAUUCUCAUUUGUCCGAGAGUAUUCAGCAAAGGGACGCUACUGAGAGAUUGAUUGAUGACGUCAGUGAUACUAUUGAGGAGAAACAAGUAAACAACACCAAUUCACUUGCUGAUAUAACCAACAAUAUCUUGGUCCUACAAAGCAAACUGCCUGGGCUCAACAAAGUUGUGUGUGAUGGUGAGACAAGACCAGACUCUCUCUGUGAUGAUCUAUGUGGUGGAGCUGGAUGUGGUAAGUGUGGUGGACUAUCAUGUCAGCAGGGAGCUCUUACUAAAGCAAAAGAAGCAUUACAAAAUGCUAAAGAAGCAGAACAGAUCUUUGCAGAGAAGGAUUUAGCUGCAGAAUCAGUCCUGAACCAAGUAAGCUCAAUAUACGGAGAGGUAGCAAGGGCUGAGGACUUGGCCCAAGUUUCCUAUGACAUGGCAUCGGAGGCUAAGAACAGGUCUUUGAGUGAGCUGAAUCAAGUAAACAUGCUCUCAAAUAAAAUUGAUUCUUUCUUUGAAAGUAAGAAAGCAACGCCUGAACAAGUACAAGGAGUUGCGUAUGAAUGUUUAAAUGCAACUAUGACAAUGGACACAUCUCAGGUUCAGAAUUUGGCAGAAGAAAUCAACAAAGCAAUAGAAUCCGUCACUGACGUUGACAAAAUUAAUGCGGAGACUGCUGGACCUCUUAUCCAAGCUGAGGAUCUGAAGAGGCAGGCUGAUAAAGCAAAGAUAGAGGCAUCUGCAGGGUUAGAAACAGCUGAGAAUGUUGUAAAAUCUCUCUCAGACUCUGAAGAUGCCCAAAAUGUUGCUGAAACAGCUAUUGCGAGUGCUCAAAGAGAUAUUGCUACUGCCAGAAGAGACCUUGGUCAGAUAGAGACGGAAAUGGAGGUGGCAACCUCACUAAGCUCUGAAACCUUCUCCAGAACAGAAUCUCUACUGAAGGAGCAGAAGGGUCUGCAGACGAUCUAUAUAGCUAACGAAAACCACGUGAAAAGUGCACAAGCAGCUGCUGAGAUGGCAAUGAACAAAGCGAACAAGGCAAACUCUAAUCUUUAUAAACUCAACACUGAUUUCUUCGAUGUGUCCUCUAGCUUAGCAGAGAAAAGCGGGAAAAUUGGAUCCGCUAAAGAUCGGGCUCUUGAUCUCCAGAAAAGAGCAAACAACUUGGCUAACUCUGCGUCUAGUAAACUUGCAAACCUGCAGGACAUGGAGAAGGAAUAUGAAGAAAAUCAAAGACAACUGGACACUUUGUCUUCACAACUUACCGAGCUAAACUGUAAAAUGCAGAUACAUUUAAUGGUGAUCCAGGAAAAAUCUAAUUUCUAUCGAACCUGCAGUUCUCCAAGUGUUUGGGAACCUACCCAACUUUGUCUAUGUCCGACAGGAAACUUGGAUCCUGUCUGUACAGAUAAUUCUAGUCCGGCUAGAUAUUAAUUCUUGUAUUUUCUCUUUGUAAUCAGGAGUUUUGCCUACCUUUUUUCCCAUCAAAUAUGACAUAGUUUUACUGUAAAAUAGUAAUUUUCUUAUUUACAUUAAGUAUGUAGUAUGUAUGUAUGAUAGUUUAAUCAAUGGAAGAAUACAAUUAGAAUAUUAGUAUUCUAUUUAUUCAAUAUUGAUUACUGGGUAGGAUUGCAAGUAUAAAUGUCUUGUAUUUCAGAACCAAUAAAUCUGCAAUCCCAAA